Molecule: messenger RNA, 1112 nt
Organism: Perognathus longimembris pacificus (Pacific pocket mouse)
Lineage: Eukaryota; Metazoa; Chordata; Mammalia; Rodentia; Heteromyidae
Gene: Cacng6
Product: calcium voltage-gated channel auxiliary subunit gamma 6
Exons: 5
Coding region: 153-935 (260 amino acids)
Biological process (GO): calcium ion transport; regulation of calcium ion transmembrane transport via high voltage-gated calcium channel
Cellular component (GO): membrane; L-type voltage-gated calcium channel complex
Molecular function (GO): calcium channel regulator activity
Source: RefSeq, a predicted model, not a curated record
GCAGCGGGUGGAGCCGGAGGGUCCCCGAGGUGGUGGAGGAGCCGGAUCGGAUCGAGGCAGGAGCACGAGGGGGGCCCCACCCCACUCGGGUGGGACCCUACCUUGGCACUGCCUCCUCUGGCUCGGCCGGGGUCCCUUGCACAGCCAGGACCAUGAUGUGGUCCAACUUCUUCCUGCAAGAGGAGGACCGGCGGCGGGCAGCGGCGGGCCGGCGCCGGGCUCAGGAGCAGCAGAAGCUGGGCCUGACGCCUGAGCUCGAGGGCAAGAUCAAGCUGGUGCUCCUGCUGGCCGCCCUGGGCGCCACGCUGGCCGUGCUGGCCGUGGGCACCGAAUUCUGGGUGGAGCUGAACACCUACAAAGCCAACGGCAGCGUCGUGUGCCACGCGGCCUACCUGGGGCUCUGGAAGGUGUGCACCAAGAGGCUGUGGCAGGCGGAUGUGCCCCCGGGCAGAGAUACCUGCGGGCCAGCGGAGCUGCCUGGAGAAGCAAACUGCACCUACUUUAAGUUCUUCACCACAGGGCAGAACGCACGCAUCUUCCAUAGAACCACUAAGAAAGAGGUGAACCUGGCAGCUGCAGUGAUAGCAGUGCUGAGCCUGGUGGCCAUGGCCUUGGGCUGUCUCUGUGUCAUCAUGGUUCUCAGUAAAGGGGCCGAGUUCCUGCUCCGAGUUGGGGCUGUCUGCUUUGGCCUUUCUGGCCUGUUGCUGUUCUCGAGCCUGGAGGUAUUCCGGCAUUCCGUCCACGCUCUGCUCCAGGGCGUGGAUCCUGAGCCGCCCCCCGCCCCCCGGCUGGCCUAUGAGUACUCCUGGUCCCUGGGCUGUGGUGUGGGUGCUGGCAUCAUCCUGCUGAUGGGAGCUGGCUGCUUCCUGCUGCUCACCCUGCCUGCCUGGCCCUGGGGCUCACCCUGCCUCAAACGGGGGCAUCAAGCCACCUAGAGGCAGGGGCCAUCCACUCGGGGUCCCUGCCAACCUUGUCCCUCUCUCUAGUGCCCUCCUGGAAGCCUACCACCCACCUACUGAAGAAAUUGUUCCACCAUGGCGCCUGGUGCUUUCCACAAACUGGGCCCCCUCCGCCCCUCAUCCUUUCUCUCUGUAAAUAAAUUUUCCUUGGUG